This is a messenger RNA of Arachis duranensis, 1241 nucleotides long. RefSeq lists its product as uncharacterized. Gene Ontology annotation, cellular component: nucleus. The transcript is spliced from 6 exons. The coding region runs from base 1 to 915 and encodes 304 amino acids. Gene Ontology annotation, biological process: maturation of SSU-rRNA from tricistronic rRNA transcript (SSU-rRNA, 5.8S rRNA, LSU-rRNA). The record is from RefSeq and is a predicted model, not a curated record. NCBI's taxonomy places the organism in Eukaryota, Viridiplantae, Streptophyta, Magnoliopsida, Fabales, Fabaceae.
AUGGUAAAGGGAAACUCUGAGUGCGUUGCUGCUACUAGGUCCUUGGGGGGAAGGGUUUCGGUGGCGGCUGCUAGGGUUAGAGAGGUUAGGGUGUUGUGUAAAAUUAGGGUUAUGGAUAAUUUGCUUAUAAGAAGAGUGGUCGCCGCCGGCAUCAUUGGUCUGUUUUCCAUCUCUCUUCCUGUGCUGCUAAUCGGUUCGACUCCUGCGUCGUCGUCCGCUUCUCUGCCUGCCCGCGUCGUUGCCACCAGCAUCUCUGUCAUCCGCGUCUCUAUUCGCCUCUCUGCUCUCCUCUCCAGCCACGUCUCUGCUCGCCUCUCCGCCCCAACUCUGUCACCCUCUCCGCCGUGCGGCUUUGUUUUGUUGCGUUGGUCCACUCUUCGUGACGCCGUCGAGAACCAGUGGGGUGGCCCUGACUCCCGCCUCAAGGCCGAUAACCUCGCCACCGAUAUCCUCUCCUGGUUCACUCAAUCCAGAGAGCGGCUUGAUAUUGAUGACUUGAAGGAUAAACUCGAUGAUGGCAUGUUUUUGCUCAAUGUAGGGGUUGACUAUGGCAGCAUUAAAGAGGUAGCUGAAAUUCUAAUGGAUAUGCAUGAGGAAUGCUUAGAAGGAAACUUUGUGACCAUUGAGCGUUAUAGGCAGGCCAUUGUUAACCAAGCUGCGCAUCCUCGUGCAGUGCCACAGAUUGUGAAUGAUAAGGAUGAUGAUGAGGAUGAGGAAGAUGAUGAUGUCCAAGGUGGUCAAAAUGGUGAAAGCAGUGCUAGGCAAGCUACUUCAAACAUGGAUGUGGACAUUCCAAAAUCUGAAUCAAACAUGAGUUCAGGUAACAUGCGGAUUGAUGAUGAGCCUCUCAAAAAGGAUGCAGGUGAAGCAGAGGAUGGAUGGGUUGUAGUUUCAAAGAAAAAAAAACAAGGUUAGAAAAAAUUAGAUGAAGAAUAGUUCAAAUUUUCCUUUAGGAUGGUGCAAUCUUCCUCUGGUUUCUAUUGGUUUUUGUUUUAUUGCACCUUUUACCUCAAAGCGUGUUACUUUGUAAUUAAUUUUUGUUUCCUUAUUUAAAGGAAUCGAUCGGCUGAGCCUGAGGUCUUUAAAAAUAGUAAAAUACUGAGAAGCACAUCUCAUAUUUAGGAUUUUAACAGUCCAACGUUAACAUUCCUAAUAUUAUGUAUCCUUUAGUUUUCGCGACCUUUAUGCAAAAUAUGAAAGUUCAUUUCGAAUACUUACAUCGAAAGCCUUGAAUUAUGUGU